This is a messenger RNA of Myxocyprinus asiaticus (Chinese sucker), 4271 nucleotides long. RefSeq names its product dolichyl-diphosphooligosaccharide--protein glycosyltransferase subunit STT3B-like. The record is from RefSeq and is a predicted model, not a curated record. Gene Ontology annotation, biological process: post-translational protein modification. NCBI's taxonomy places the organism in Eukaryota, Metazoa, Chordata, Actinopteri, Cypriniformes, Catostomidae. Gene Ontology annotation, molecular function: dolichyl-diphosphooligosaccharide-protein glycotransferase activity. The transcript has 16 exons. Bases 261 to 2675 code for a protein of 804 amino acids. Gene Ontology annotation, cellular component: membrane.
CGCCCUGUUCACCCCCACUUACUGGCGUAUCUCGUGUUCUGAAUGGUGCAAGCCGGUUAGCAUGCUACGCAGACGCGAAAUCUAGUGCAAAUAAAUACAAAUAGUACAUAUUAAAGGACAAAUUGCAGCAGCUGGAACAUAGCCCUGCUUGCGGAGUAAUAUAGGAGACGAGGAGGGAGCGGGUUGGUGGAUAGAGGGGUGCGUGGCGGUGGGAAGUGCUUUCCUAACCAAAUCCUCCACCAGCACGGCUCGCUCAGAACAUGGCGGAACACCACACUGCCUCCGACUGUAAGCACAAAGCGAGCUCCAACGCCGGAGGUUCGGUCUCGGGCAGCGGGCGGACCAAUUCCCCAGCUGGAUGUAGCGGAGGCCUGUCCGGGGGACUGACGCAGCCGGCGGGAUGGCAGUCGUUGCUGUCGUUCACCAUUCUCUUUCUGGCCUGGUUGGCAGGGUUCAGCUCUCGACUUUUCGCAGUUAUUCGUUUCGAGAGCAUCAUUCACGAGUUUGACCCAUGGUUCAACUACAGAUCAACUCAUCAUCUCACCACUAAUGGCUUUUACGAGUUCCUGAACUGGUUUGACGAGAGAGCCUGGUACCCACUGGGCAGAAUAGUGGGAGGGACGGUGUAUCCUGGUCUGAUGAUGACUGCAGGCCUCAUCCACUACAUACUGAACCUACUCCAUGUUACGGUUCACAUCCGUGAUGUUUGCGUGUUCCUGGCCCCCAUCUUCAGCGGCCUGACCGCCAUAUCCACCUUCUUGUUGACACGGGAGCUGUGGAACCAGGGUGCCGGUCUGCUAGCGGCAUGUUUCAUCGCAAUCGUGCCCGGCUACAUCUCCCGCUCUGUGGCCGGCUCGUUCGACAACGAGGGCAUCGCCAUUUUUGCCUUGCAGUUCACCUACUACCUCUGGGUGAAGUCGGUAAAAACUGGCUCAGUGUUCUGGACCAUCGGCUGCUGCCUCUCGUACUUUUACAUGGUGUCUGCGUGGGGUGGUUACGUCUUCAUCAUCAACCUGAUUCCACUCCAUGUGUUUGUACUGCUCCUUAUGCAGCGUUACAGCAGGAGGUUAUACAUUGCCUACAGCACGUUUUAUAUAGUGGGGUUGGUGCUGUCCAUGCAAAUCCCAUUUGUAGGCUUCCAGCCUAUCAGGACGAGUGAGCACAUGGCCGCUGCAGGCGUUUUUGCUUUGCUGCAGGCAUAUGCCUUUCUGCAGUAUCUGAAGGACAGACUGACCAGGCAGGAGUUCCAGACUCUGUUCUUUCUGGGCGUGUCUCUGGCUGCGGGGGUGGUUUUCCUGACUGUCAUUUACCUGACUUACACAGGGUACAUUGCUCCUUGGAGUGGGCGUUUUUACUCGCUAUGGGACACAGGAUACGCGAAGAUACACAUCCCCAUCAUUGCCUCGGUCUCAGAGCACCAGCCCACCACCUGGGUCUCCUUCUUCUUUGACCUGCACAUCCUGGUCUGCACCUUCCCAGCCGGUCUCUGGUUCUGCAUCAAGAAUAUCAAUGAUGAGCGAGUCUUUGUGGCUCUGUAUGCCAUCAGUGCAGUGUAUUUUGCUGGAGUGAUGGUGCGUCUGAUGCUGACUCUGACCCCGGUGGUGUGCAUGCUCUCGGCCAUUGCCUUCUCCAGCGUAUUCGAGCACUACCUAGGUGAUGACAUGAAGCGCGAGAAUCCGCCGGCCGAAGACAGCAGUGACGAGGAUGACAAGAAGAAUCAGGGGAACCUCUAUGAUAAGGCAGGCAAAGUCCGAAAGCAUGUGUCGGAACAGGACCGUCCGGAGGAGGGUUUGGGGCCCAACAUUAAGAGCAUUGUUACCAUGCUUAUGCUGAUGCUCUUGAUGAUGUUUGCUGUGCACUGUACCUGGGUCACCAGCAAUGCCUACUCCAGUCCCAGCGUAGUACUGGCAUCAUACAACCACGAUGGGUCAAGGAAUAUUCUUGACGAUUUCCGUGAAGCAUAUUACUGGCUCCGGCAGAACACUGAUGAGCACGCUCGCGUCAUGUCCUGGUGGGACUACGGCUAUCAGAUCGCAGGCAUGGCCAAUCGCACAACACUGGUGGACAACAACACAUGGAAUAACAGUCACAUAGCACUGGUCGGUAAAGCCAUGUCCUCCAAUGAGAGUGCAGCCUAUGAGAUUAUGAAGUCGCUGGAUGUGGAUUAUGUUCUGAUUAUCUUUGGGGGAGUGAUUGGCUACUCGGGCGAUGACAUUAACAAGUUCCUGUGGAUGGUGCGCAUUGCAGAGGGCGAGCACCCUAAAGAUAUACGGGAGAGUGAUUAUUUUACACCCCAGGGGGAGUUUAGAGUGGAUAAGGCCGGCUCUCCCACCCUGCUCAACUGCCUGAUGUACAAAAUGUCUUACUACCGCUUCGGAGAAAUGCAACUGGAUUUCCGCACACCUCCUGGAUUUGACCGGACGCGGAACGCUGAGAUCGGCAACAAGGACAUCCGUCUGAAGCACCUAGAGGAGGCGUUCACUUCCGAACACUGGCUGGUGCGCAUAUACAGGGUGAAGAAGCCAGAGAACCGUCAGGCUCUGGACCACAAGCUCCGCAACAUCGCAGCCAAGCAGAAGUACACCUCAAAAAAGACAGCCAAGAGGAAGAGGGGAUUCAUCAAAAACAAGUUGGCUCUGAAAAAAGGCAAGAAACUGACCAAGAAGUCUGUUUAGCUAUUGAAUGAUAAAGUUUGAGAACGGAAAAAAGGAAACAAACAAAAAACAAGGACAAAUGCAACUAGUAAAUAAUCCACCAAUCUAGAAGAACAAAUAUAUGUCGUCUGGCACCGCCCACCUGAGAAUAUUUGAUUGGAGGCUUUGAUCCUGUGAUUGCCAUGACGACCACGGAUGGUUCCAUGAUCAGUUUGACGAUGGAGAUCUGCACCAGUUUUAACUCUGGACUUUUUGUUGUUUUUUUCUUUGUUUUUUGGUUUUCUUUUGUAAUUGAAUGUGCUGGUGACGCAAGACAAGCUGCCCGUUUCUAAAACGGUGGUCACUAUUUUUGUGGUACAGUUUAACAUAAUCCAACCGAAUGCUAAAACAACCAACAAAUAGGAUUUCAUUAUGCUCAGUGAAACAUGGAGCACCAAAGAAAUGUUUUUGUUUAGUCAGCCUGUGUGAAUUAGCCUUAGAUAAAAAAGAUUGGAAAAUAAAAGCUACAGAAUCCAAGGAAUGUGGAAUGUGGAGGGAAACGCCCCUUAAAAGCUCUCUUGGUUUUAGCUGACGUCUGACUAACCUUUUUUUUUUUUUUUUUUGUGUGACAGAAUGCAGUAGGUGUCUUUGUGGCUCUGAAUUUGAGUUUCUUUCCAAGGCAGACAUUGAAAAGGACUCCAUUAUUAGUAACGUUUAUCUAUUGUGAUUUUUGAUUAUAAAUCAUUUUGUUACAUCAUUUUGAAUUUUGUUCUUUUUCUAUCGGUUGGAAGAUUUUAAAGGUUUCUGCAAUAAUUCGAAAAUCAAAAUGGUUGUUUGAUGAAGAAUCGGGUUUUAUUUCUUUAUUGCUCAUGUCUUGUUCAGAAGACAGCGCUGUGGCUCGUAAUCUACUGCACACAGUUUGCAAAGACGCUGAUGGAUGUUUCCCCACCGCCUUUUUGAUUACAAGUUUCGGGCCAAUUAGGAAUCCCGAAUUUUUUUUUUUUAUUAUUAUUAUUUCCUCCUAAACGACUGUCUGCCAGGAAAAAGAAUGAAUUGAAUUAGUUGUAGGUUUAUAAAAUGCUGCAUUACUAGCCUGAAUGCACUUUGUCUUAGUUCACCAUAAUGUGGAUCCACUACUGAGAAGCAUGCAGGUGGAGAGUGUGUGUUUUUAUAUUCCAAUCUCUCUUUUUUCUUUUCUUUUUUUUUUUUAUGUUUAAAAGGGUGCUUCCUGCAACAUCAAAUGGGAUUUUUCUUACAUCGGUUAUUCAGGGCUGUCAUUUAAAACUGUUUUUUGUUUUCUGCCUUUAUAGUUUUCAACCUGACAUAUUGCUUUUGCUUUUUGUUGUAAAAUUGGAAGGGAAAAUUUGAUCCAUUUCCCCCCUUUCUGCAUAACACAUCCGUAUAUUAUUCUUAGAGGGCUCUGAGUCUUAGGAAGGUAUUUAUUAAAAAGAAUAAAAAUUGAAAUUAAGAGGAGGAGGCCUUUCAUCCUGAAAUGCAAAAACGUUUCUUUUUGGAGUGAAAAUGUAUUCCAUAAAUUGUAAAAAAAAAAAAAAAAAAAAAAAAAAAGAGCGAGAGAAAAAGAUGCUGUUGUGAGAAUGAGUGAUGCCAUUGUGAUUAAAAAAAAAACUUAAUGGAUAA